This is a messenger RNA of Aspergillus versicolor CBS 583.65, 759 nucleotides long. RefSeq lists its product as uncharacterized. Gene Ontology annotation, biological process: protein transport to vacuole involved in ubiquitin-dependent protein catabolic process via the multivesicular body sorting pathway. Gene Ontology annotation, cellular component: ESCRT-0 complex. The record is from RefSeq and is a predicted model, not a curated record. The transcript is spliced from 4 exons. Bases 1 to 759 code for a protein of 252 amino acids. NCBI's taxonomy places the organism in Eukaryota, Fungi, Ascomycota, Eurotiomycetes, Eurotiales, Aspergillaceae. Gene Ontology annotation, molecular function: protein binding.
AUGGCAUCCCAAGAGAUGUUCCAAUCCGCCUUGACCAGCCGGUCGCUCCGUAAUGUCCGCUCGGAACUGGAGUUUCUAGCAGAUGCCUCCGUCAUUACCCCUCAGCAACUUUCGUCCAUGUUGUCACAGCUACCCAAUUCGAGUGAGAGCACACGUCAACUGCCUGUACACUCAGAGCCAUCUCCGGUGCAGCUGCCACCUGCAACUGCCCAAGUCAUACCCCCACCGGCUCCUGUUCAGGCUACACCCUCGCCCGCUCCAUACUCACCUCCUACGGCUCAGUUUGGGAACACUUCGUUGAAUGAGAAGCACCAAGCCCCCGUGAACACGCCCCCGCCUCAGCAAUAUUACUCAAGCCCACCUCCUGCUUACCCGCAGGCGCCAACUGUGCUUUCUGUCGCCUCGGCCCUCUACGCGUACACCCCAACGGAUGCGGGAGACUUGGCUUUGCAGCCGAAUGAUCGCGUCCAGGUUCUAGAGCAUAUGAAUCCUGAUUGGUGGCGUGGUCGCAACGAGCGCACAAACCUCGAGGGUAUCUUCCCUCGCAGCUAUGUCAAUGUCUUGGACGAAAAGGCCCCCCCACAGCCUUCUAACUACGGAAACAUGCCGCUCGAUGUCAGCCAGAGUGGCUCUGGGGCACCUGGCAAACACGGAAAGUUUGAGGAGCACGGCAAGAAGUUUGGCAAGAAGAUGGGUAAUGCUGCAAUCUUCGGUGCUGGUGCUACGAUCGGUUCCAACAUUGUUAAUAGCGUUUUCUAA